Messenger RNA from Penaeus monodon (black tiger shrimp), 1778 nucleotides. Its product is annotated as KH domain-containing, RNA-binding, signal transduction-associated protein 2-like. Gene Ontology annotation, cellular component: nucleus. Bases 116 to 1090 code for a protein of 324 amino acids. The record is from RefSeq and is a predicted model, not a curated record. Gene Ontology annotation, molecular function: mRNA binding. Lineage: Eukaryota; Metazoa; Arthropoda; Malacostraca; Decapoda; Penaeidae. The transcript is spliced from 8 exons. Gene Ontology annotation, biological process: regulation of alternative mRNA splicing, via spliceosome.
AACAAAAACUCAAAAACUCAAAAACUCAUCUCAUCUCCCCACUUUCUCUCCCACGCCCACAGAGAUCGAGAGGCUGCAGACGGGCGGCCGACCGGGCAAGGGCGAGGAGAGGAAGAUGGCCGACGUAACUAAGGAUAAGGCUAUUAAACUCACCGUUCGUGUGCUUGUACCUGUCAGGGACCAUCCCAAGUUCAAUUUCGUGGGGAAACUACUCGGACCGAAAGGAAAUUCUCUCAAGCGGUUGCAAGAGGAGACGAUGACCAAGAUGGCGAUCCUUGGCAGGGGAUCUAUGAGAGAUAAACAGAAGGAGGAGGAGCUUCGCGUAUCGGGUGACCCCAAGUUCAGCCACCUGAGCGAUGACCUACACGUCGAGGUGACCGCCGUUGCCCCGCCCGCAGAAGCCCACGCCCGCAUCGCCUACGCCCUCACGGAGAUUCGCAGAUACCUUGUGCCGGAUUACAACGACGAGAUCCGCCAGGAACAGAUGCGCGAGAUGCAGAUCCUGGUCGGUGCCAAUGCCAACAAGGGACACGAAAUCCUGGGUGCCAACAACGCUGCCAACAACAACAACAACGGCACCACCAGCGGCUCGGAGGAGGGGUCCUGCUCCCCUCACUCGACAGGAUCCCCCCCACCUCCCGGCGUAGGCGUGGUAGGAGGGGGGCGUGGGGGAUCCGUCAGGUCGGGAGGACUUGCUCUCUCGUCGCCUCAUCCUGCGCUGCGGGGACUCAAUCGCGCUCAGGCGGCCCUGCUCACCUGCGCAGGUGGCAAGAAUGAUAUAGUGAAGAGUCGACCUUCCGCCUCCGCCGCUGCCGCUUCUGCUGCCAGCGGUAACAGACGUUCAGUUCUCUCCCUGCUGACCCGCGCGCGCGCUAUGCAGCAGAAGGAGCAGGAGUUGAUGGAGGUUUAUCACGACAUACCAGGGUAUGGGAUGUACGAUCACCACAUGACAGAGCUGCCAAUGACAGAUGGGGUUGGCGAAGAUGGUUCAGCAGGUCGCGGAGGCGGUGGUGCCCUCAAGGUCAACAGCCCAGGAGACCGUGCCCGUUUCCGUCAUGACCCCUACCCUCGCGUGCCCUCCUCGACAUAAACGAGGUCAAAGUUCAUUACACUCUUUCUCUCCUUCCCUUACCCCCCUCAUCCCUUCUCUCUGUCUCUAUCUCCCUUUGUUUAUCUAUCUCCCUCUCUUUCCCUGUGUCUCAUUCUUCUCGUAUAUGUCCCUCUCAUCAUCCUUCACCGUCUCUCUUUCCGCCUCACACACUCUCGCUCCCCCCUUUCUCUUCCCAAGUCUCUCCCCGCCCCCGGUCUCCCUCUCUCUCUCUCUCUCUCUCUGUCAUUACAAGCCGCGCCGAAACACCAGUUUGUGUAAGCUAGCCACACAGCCCUUCAACCGAACCGCUGAAGUCCCCAAGUAUCAGCAGCACCCGGAGGGCCAAGGUACCAGUAGAUCCACCACGCAACACGGAACUAUUACGUGCUCUCAAGGUAGCCGCCAAGCUCUUCCUUCUUCUUCCUAUUCCUCUUGUGUGUUCCGAUUUUUGAGUCUCCCCUUUUUACAGCCUUUUUAUCCAAUGCCCAGAGACCUUUCCCUUCGGUUCAAGCUGCGAGAUCGCUGCUGAUGCUCCCUACGGUGUUUCACAAGAAGUGGAAGAAGGAAUUUGGUGAUGCCCGUUUUCUGUGGGUGGGUAACUUAACGUGAUUUUUUUUUCUAGGAGGGUGACUAUUAUAAGAUUGGGUCUAAAGUUUGGUAUUUGAAGUAAAUCUUUCAAGCAGUUUCA